Molecule: messenger RNA, 186 nt
Organism: Priceomyces carsonii
Lineage: Eukaryota; Fungi; Ascomycota; Pichiomycetes; Serinales; Debaryomycetaceae
Exons: 1
Coding region: 1-186 (61 amino acids)
Source: RefSeq, a predicted model, not a curated record
AUGCCUUGGCCACGAAUGUCAAUUUGUGCCCCAGUUGCUCUGACAGCUGGAAAACGCUCUAUAACAGUGACAUUAUGGUCCUUACGGGCUAGCCAAAAAGCUAAAGAGGGUCCAGCGCCUCCACCGCCACAUAUGAGAAAAUUUAAGAGAGCCACUGAAAUACCAGGUGCUUUCAAUAAUUUUUAG